Molecule: messenger RNA, 3945 nt
Organism: Salpingoeca rosetta
Lineage: Eukaryota; Choanoflagellata; Craspedida; Salpingoecidae
Product: CK1/TTBK protein kinase
Exons: 3
Coding region: 571-3945 (1124 amino acids)
Biological process (GO): peptidyl-serine phosphorylation; signal transduction
Cellular component (GO): cytoplasm; nucleus
Molecular function (GO): protein serine/threonine kinase activity; ATP binding
Source: RefSeq, a predicted model, not a curated record
CCGAAAUUCGGUUUGGCGAAGCAAGGAACAAGCAAGACACGCCAAAGCAGCACGAAAGCAGCAAAACAAGCAAGCAACAAGCAAGCAACAAGCAAGCAAGCUCCAACCCAUGGCAGAUGGCCACCCGACCAGCGUCGCCAUCGCCCCGACCACCACGACAACCACAGCCAUCACCAUCAUCACACAGCGCCAACAGCAGUAGGCUGAGAUGAUGGUGAAGCAAGCGAAGCAAGAAGAAAGCGACGACGACGGCGGCGGCGGCGAAAAUGGGCGCAAUUACAACACCGCCACCUCGACCGCAGCAGCGCCCAUCAACCGCACACGGCACACACGAGGACCCCCAGCGUCCACGACGCCUGCCCAAAGCCAGCACCCAACAACAAAGGAACAGAAGCAGAAGGCCAAGGCCAAGCACAGGCCAAGGAGGAAGAAAACGGGCGAGAGCUCAACAACUGCAGCAAGCUCCACUGUCAAACAGCAACAACAACGACAACAACGACAGCGACACCGAAGCAGCAGUAGCACCGAAGCAGCAGUAGCAGCAGUCGCAGGCGCGAGACAACCAAGAAGAUGAACCCGGCAAUGGCACACCAGAGAAGAAAUCGGGCCACCAACGUCCGUGAUAGCGUGAGCGAGAACGAGCCCGCUCGAAAUCGUCAGCCACAACCACAGCAGCAACAACAACCGCAACCACAGCAACCACAGCAACAGCAAACGCAGCAGCAGAAGCGACAGGCCAAGCGAUCCGACGUCAAGUUCGCCAUUGGCCAUGUUCUGGAGGUGGAAGGGCACGGGAAGUGGCAAGUGUACCAGGAGCUCGGAUCGGGCGGUUACGGACGCGUUUACCAGUGCCACCGAAUCGGUACAGCACCCACAGAUGAAAACGACGACAGCGGGCACGCGACGCUCUCUGGCUCUGCUGCUGCCUUGAACGCAUCGCUGCCGUCAUCCGCCACGGUCUCACAGGCUGCCUCAACCACCGCAUCCACCACCACUACGGCCGUGUCGUUACCUGCUGGUGCAUCGACGGGCGUGCGGGCGCGGCAACCGCAGAACAUCGCCAUCAAGAUGGAGGCAAACUACAAAGGCCGCACGUGCCACCUGGAGCACGAAUACCGCGUGUACAAGGCCGCGAACGCAUCGGCGCACGUGCCCCGCCUGUACUUCCGCGGCACGCAGAGGAACGCGCACUACAUUGGCAUGCAGCUGCUUGGCAGGAACGUCAGCACCCUCCGCAAGAAGGCCAGAGGGCAGGCGUUCGACAUGCCCACCACCGUGCACGUUGCACGCGACAUGCUGCGGGCGCUUGAAGACCUCCACCGCCGCGGCAUCGUGCACCGGGACGUCAAGGCCGGCAACUUUGCUGUUGGCAUCAACAGCGAGUGGAACCGCGUGUUUGCCAUCGACUUUGGGCUGGCGCGCUUCUUCCGCGAGAACGAUGCAGCCACCACGCCGCCCAAACCAGAGAGCAAUACCGCGUCGUUUGUCGGCACCACCCGAUACGGGUCCAUCAACUCGCAGAGCGGCUUCAGCCAGAGCCCGCGCGACGACCUUGCCAGCUGGCUGUACUCACUGAUUGAGAUGCACGUUGGCCGCCUCCCCUGGCGCGAGCUCAAGGGCAAGCAGGAGGUGCUCGAGUGCAAGAAGCGCUACACGUGGAAGGAGCUGCUGCGCAAGUUCCCCACAUCGUUCCUGGCCAUCGCCAACAUCGUCGACGGGCUUGCGUAUGCCGAGCUUCCACACUACGACACCAUGCACCGCCUCCUCGACCGCGCCGUGCACGCGCAUGAGCCGUCGUGCCCGACGCCGCAGCUGCAGUGGGACCAUGUUGUUGUGCGCAGGGACGGGAGCUCCGAGGUGCACCCACCAGGCGCACCCAGCCACCGCUGCCAGGGAUGUGCAGACACAACAGCGUGGCAACAGGGCAAGCGCGACGGCCAGCUUCUCAUGAACACGCGGCAGUAUCGUGACGACAACAGCGCCACCACCACCACCACCACCCGCAGCAAGAAGAAGCGUCACGGGAGGCGUGAGCAUCGUGCCCUCCGCCUGUCCGAACUGCAAACGGAUGACCGUGGUGGACACCCCGCUCGCAGCCGCCAUCGUACCAACAACAACAGCAACGGCUAUGAUGAUGACGAUGACGAUGGUGAUGAUGACGAUGAUGACGAUGAUGAUGGUGAUGAUGACUGCGAUAAUGAUAAUACCAACCACGUUGUUGCUGAGGAUGUUCUUGAUGAUGAUGGUGAGGAGGAGGAGGAAGGUUAUGGCGGUGAAGAGAGUAACGCCGAUGAUGAAGGGAAUGGGGGUGUGCGCCAUGUCCAGCACGCUCACAGCCAUCUUGGCCACAGCAGCGCACGCCGCACGGCAACAGCAGCCGGCAGCCACACAUGCACGCACCAGAAGCAGGCAAAGCGCUCGCCGCCGUCACCGUCCCCACCAUUCACAGCAGCAGCAGCACUGUCAGCCUCAUCAUCGUUGUCGUUGCCACGACGCUACGUGCCUGCCUGCAAACGCUCGGGGGCGCCUGGAAAGGCAACUCAUCAAAUAACGCAACCACCGCGUGCUGCUGGUGACGAUGCUGAUGGUGGUGAUGAUGACGACGAGUGUGAUGGUAAUGGUGAACAUGGGAGGUGGGGGCGAAGAGGGAAGCACGGGCAUGCGAGUGGUGGUGUGGCAGAUCGCCCACGAACGCCGCGCCCAAUGCGACACCGAAGAGCACCACUCGUUGAACGUGCCAUCCCACAAGCGCAAGCGCACGCGCCCAACAACACCAGCGUCAGUCCCAACACCGGGAGCGGAGGCAGCGGUGUGCAUGACCGCGGCAGCGCUGUUGGCGCGUCGCAUUCAUCGCCAUUGCCAACCACCGCGGGUGGCGUCGGCACUGGGAGUGGCGGGAGCAGGGGUCGCAUCUUGGCCAGCCAUGCACAGGUUGUCUCGAGCACACCGAAUGCCGUGAGCACGUCGCCUGUGCAGGCCGGUGUUGACGGUCUUGGCGAGCUUGGUGGUGAUGCUGGCAAUAUCAAUCGUGCUGGUGGGUAUGAUGGCGAUGAUGUCUACGGUCGCGGUGACGCCGAUGAUCAUCAUGAUGUUUUCAUGGAGAAGAAGGAGCUACGCCAACGCACCAGCUUCAGUAACGGCCACAACACCUUAUCCCGCACCCACAACAAGUGCAACAGCAGUAGCAGCAGCAUCUUCAACGACGACGACCGCGCAGCCCGGGUGUUGGCCAUACGCGGCGGGCGGCGUGAGGCAAGGCGUGGUGCUUACGGCAGCGGUUCGCCAACACAGCCGACAAGCACGCACACGCGCGGAUCCCAGUCGGAUGACCUCCGUGGUGGUGCCCCUUCAGAGACGCCAAUCAAGGGAAGCGGGCUCCUUGGCUCCUUGCUACCCACGGUCACCAGCGGCAGUAUUUGCCACCUCAACAAUGGUCGCCUGUUGUCCUUCACUGCUUCCCGUGUCAACCGGGACCGCGAUGGAAACCAGGUGGAUCCCUGUGCUCCCCAACAUCAACACGACGCUGACGGUGGCAUUGCUGUGCAUGAUGGUGGCGGUGCCGGUCGCCAGCAAAGCCCGCACUACCACACGCCAACAGCGCCUACAGAGACACCAAACAGCAAGACGUGGAAGCGGUGGUGGGAUCGCUUUGGGGUGUGCGCGCGUGCGCUCGGUCCGAUGCCGCUUGAGGAUGUGUUUGGCAGCUCGAACCAUGUACCGCCGCCGCGGCCGCCACCAACGCCCGGCUCGCGUACACAGCUCGACCUGCAUCGUCGCAAGUACCGCGACUGCGAGGGCUUGGUUGAAUUCUCCUAUCGCGCCGAUGCACACGCCAACGAUGGUGACCUGAGUGGCGAACAUCAUGAUCACACCGUUGGUGUCGACAAUGUCAAAUCCUUCUGGACUCAUUGCUAUGGUGGCGAGGAGAGUGUGCGUGCACAGUAG